UUUUGGCCUUGCGGCAAUCAGUGCCUGGGGCGUGGCUCCGAGCUAUUUAUUACACGUCGAGUCCCGCGCUUCUCAUCUUCGUCCUCCGCUACCUGCUCUUCUUCUCCCCUUCCCCCCAUUGUUGUUUUCAUCCCAUACAUCGUCACAUCGUUGCCGCAUACGUAAUCUCUCCCACAUAUCUAUUUCCACACAUCACAAACACAAUGGCUGACCAGCGCCCCGCUCCCCUCCGCCUCGGCACCGUCGCCCCCAACUUCAAGGCCGAGACCACCAACGGCCCCAUCGACUUCCACGAGUUCAUCGGUGACAGCUGGGUCGUUCUCUUCUCCCACCCCGAGGACUACACCCCCGUCUGCACCACCGAGCUCGGUGCCUUUGCUAAGCUCGAGCCGGAGUUCGCCAAGCGCGGCGUCAAGCUCAUCGGCCUGUCUGCCAACACCCUCGGCAGCCACGAGGGCUGGAUCAAGGACAUUGACGAGGUCACCGGCUCCAAGGUCGCCUUCCCCAUCAUCGCCGACAAGGAGCGCAAGGUCGCCUACGCCUACGACAUGCUCGACUACCAGGACACCACCAACGUCGACGAGAAGGGCAUUGCCUUCACCAUCCGCUCCGUCUUCAUCAUCGACCCCAAGAAGACCAUCCGCACCAUCCUCUCCUACCCGGCCUCCACCGGCCGCAACUCGGCCGAGGUCCUCCGCAUCGUCGACUCCCUCCAGACCGGCGACAAGCACAAGAUCACCACCCCUAUCAACUGGGUCCCCGGUGACGACGUCAUCGUCCACCCCUCCAUCAAGACCGAGCAGGCCAAGGAGCUCUUCCCCGAGGUCCGCAUCGUCAAGCCCUACCUGCGCUUCACCCCUUUGCCCAAGGACAAGGCCACCAUCGCGUAAGUGGCCGCGCUUGGAACGACGUCUGGGGGCGUUUCAUUGCGUGACACGUUCUCCAAUCCGUCUUGCCUAGGGGGGGGAUCCUAGCCUGCACAAACCACAGAUCGUGGCGGGUGACUGACUGGAUGAACCCAAUAAAAUAAGACGAGAAGGAAAAAAAAAGAUUCAAAACAAAAAUUGGAAUACGAGUCGAUGCUCUCCAGGCGUAGGAGACUACGUACGGAGGCAAGACUCCUUCGUCUGUAUACCCCGCGUAGCUUUGGCAAUGGUAGGGUUGGCAUGGCCCAGUCAAGCAAGAUGCCCUUCACCAGGACUACUUCGUUUAGACAGCAAUAUCCCCUCGGCCUUUGUCAUAGGACGUAUGAAAUAAUGAGAAAUGUCCCAAAGAUUGUAUAGGGCCUUUUGGCAUGCACUUGGUGACAUCGGGCCAAAAGAAUCUCUGCAUGGAAACCUGUCGAACUGAUACCUCGCG
Messenger RNA from Colletotrichum destructivum, 1359 nucleotides. RefSeq names its product Putative Thioredoxin domain, peroxiredoxin, peroxiredoxin, AhpC-type, Thioredoxin-like superfamily. Gene Ontology annotation, biological process: cellular oxidant detoxification; cellular response to oxidative stress; cell redox homeostasis. Gene Ontology annotation, molecular function: peroxiredoxin activity. The coding region runs from base 204 to 890 and encodes 228 amino acids. Lineage: Eukaryota; Fungi; Ascomycota; Sordariomycetes; Glomerellales; Glomerellaceae. The transcript is spliced from 2 exons. The record is from RefSeq and is a predicted model, not a curated record. Gene Ontology annotation, cellular component: cytosol; mitochondrion.